Messenger RNA from Sitophilus oryzae (rice weevil), 3284 nucleotides. RefSeq names its product rap guanine nucleotide exchange factor 4 (gene Epac). Bases 203 to 3238 code for a protein of 1011 amino acids. Gene Ontology annotation, cellular component: plasma membrane. The transcript has 21 exons. Lineage: Eukaryota; Metazoa; Arthropoda; Insecta; Coleoptera; Curculionidae. Gene Ontology annotation, molecular function: guanyl-nucleotide exchange factor activity. The record is from RefSeq and is a predicted model, not a curated record. Gene Ontology annotation, biological process: positive regulation of GTPase activity; Ras protein signal transduction.
GAUGCGCGCACCAGCACCCGCAGCAGCACCAGCAACAACCACGACGACGACGACGACGAUGGUAAAAGGAGGCCACGCGACAUCGUAAGCUCGCGCUCGGAUCGGACUACGACCACUUGUUACCGCGCCAGUUUCGCCUCGUUUUAUUUUAUUUCUCCGGCUACUGAUCGCGGUUUGAAGCGGGAGUUGAGGGCGCAGAGCUAUGGAAUGGAUCACGUCGAUUGAUAAAAGGCCGUGCGACCGUAACGUCAAAGACGUCGAGCUAAUCUGCUCCCGUUUGCGCCGCGUCGACCAAUUCUGCCGCCUGCCCAACUCGCUGCUGCAACAAUUGGCAUUAUGCGGCUAUUACGAAGACCUGGAGAAUGGAGUAACACUAUUUCGACAAGGAGAUACAGGGAAAUGUUGGUAUGCUGUAAUGUCGGGUACCUUGGAAGUGCGGGUGGCUCAACCAGAAACAGACACAAAGACUACGGUAACUUUGUGCACGCUGGGCGUGGGUGCUACGUUCGGCGAGUCCAUCCUGCAGGACCUGCCCAGGGACACGACGGUCGUCACGCAAACGACAUGCGAAUUGCUCAGGGUGGAGCAGCAGGACUUUAAACUCAUCUGGGAGAAAAACAAGGAGCUGAUGAACGAUUUGGUUUCCAACUGCAAAUUGAAAAAUGGGUUUGGUCCUGCUGUUUCGGGAAAAGGGAUGAACCAAACAGCUUCACCACCUCCUCGACGUGCCAUGUCUCCUGACCAACCGAAUCCUGCUGAACCCAUAACAGACCAGCCCAGUCAGGUUAUCGGCAGGAUAGGAUGGGCCCUUAGAACGUUAUUACUAUCACAAAACACUUGCCUUAAGGAUCGAAAAGUAUCAGGAAGACUGGUCAGGAGAUGCGCACCUGGAACAGAAUUAGUCGACUGGCUUAUAAGUUUAUCGCCCAGUAUACACGCCAGAGCUCAAGCAGCCGGAAUGUGGCAGGCUUUAUUAGAAGAAGGAGUUAUUUCUCACGUAAGCAAGGAACAGCCGUUCAAAGACAAAUGUUUCCUGUACCGGUUCUGGCAGGACGAGGAGGGAUCGACGGUGCUGCCGCCGCCGGAAGACGUGGCAACGGCGGAAGACCAGCUGCUCGACAAUCUCGGCACGUUGAUUAAUAGGGGACCUGAUGCGCACUUGCGAAUGAUACUUAGGAAACAGAGUCACGAAAGGACUGCGGACGAUCUGGAAACCAUUUACGAAGAGCUACUACACAUAAGGGCGCUGUCUCAUCUGUCAAAUUCGGUGAAAAGAGAAAUAGCCAGCGUCAUCGUUUUCGAGGCCCACCCCAAAGCCGGAACAGUGUUGUUUCACCAGGGAGAUGAGGGCAGGUCGUGGUACAUAAUAAUAAGAGGCUCGGUGGAUGUGGUGAUCCAUGGCAAGGGCACGGUAAAUACCCUGCACGAAGGCGACGAUUUUGGAAAGUUGGCCCUGAUUAACGACGCUCCUAGAGCGGCAACUAUAGUCCUGAGGGAGAACAACUGUCACUUCUUGCGAGUUGACAAGGAGAACUUCAACCGUAUCCUGAGGGACGUGGAGGCGAACACCGUCCGGUUGAAGGAGCACGGCAAGGACGUUCUAAUAUUAGAGAAAAUUACGUCCAAUACGAAACAAGUCUUCUCUUCGCACUUUAAGUAUACUGUGAUGGCAGGAACGCCUCUAAAGAUGUUGGAGCAUCUGUUGGAAACUAGGCUAGAUGGUAGAGGAGCUAUGGGUGGUGGUGAUAAUUUUAUUAUAGCUACCGCUCAAGAUCCAUUUCUCGACGAUUUUCUUCUUACACAUAUCGUAUUCUUCCCGACGCAUCAACUCAUUGAGGAGUUAGACAAAUAUUAUAAUAUAGAUUUCUCUAAUCAAGACAAAGAAUUUGUUCUCGCUUGCAAAAGAAGAGUCAUCCAGUUUGUUUACAGGUGGGUGACGACGAUUCGGCAUCCGGUGUUCGAGGACGACAUCGCCGUCGAAUUUCUGGAAGAUAUGGCCACGGGCCUGGAAAACGACAUCAUGCAGUUCGACGCGCUGCAGGAAGAAGCCAGUCUAAUGCACCACGUCAUGUCGCAGCUAAGGAGAUAUCAAGAGGACCGGAAGGCGCACGAGGGCCAGAAAUGGAAGCUGCCCCCCCUGGGACAGCCGAUAAGCCUGUUCAGCGCCGGCAACGACACCAACAGGACGAUAAUAAUGCCGCAGGACGACAUUAUUUUCAGAGUUUAUUGUGCCGAUCACACUUACUGCACGUUGCGAUUGCCGGUUGAUACGACAGCUGAAACAAUUAAGCUGCUAGCAGCAGACAAAUUGAAAAUUAGAGAAGAAGAAUUACUUUUGGUCGAAGUAAAAUCAAACGGAGAAAGAGUUGUGUUUAAAGACAACGACAUUAGCAUACCAACUGCACUAUCGAUUAAUGGCAGGAUAUUCGUUUCACCGAAGGAUCACUUAGAUGCUUUGACUUGCCUGACAGAACAAGAAGAAGCUACCCAGGGAAUAGAGGGCGAUAUUGAAAUGUACGGUACCAAAGAAUUAGCAUACUACAUGACGCUGUUUGACUGGGAUUUAUUUUGGUGUGUACACGAAUAUGAGCUACUCUACCACACGUUCGGCAGACACCACUUCGGACAGAUAACGGCAAAUUUGGACGUCUUUCUACGAAGGUUCAAUGAAAUACAGUUUUGGGUCGUGACAGAGAUCUGCAUGAUUGGUAGUUUAAGUAAACGAGUCGGUGUUUUGAGAAAAUUCAUUAAAUUAGCAGCAUAUUGCAGGGAAUACCAAAACUUGAAUGCCUUCUGUGCCAUUGUGAUGGGCUUAAGUAACGUAGCUGUGUCCAGACUGUCGAACACUUGGGACAAACUCCCAUCUAAGUUUAGGAAAUUGUAUACGGAAUUCGAAUCGAUGAUAGAUCCGAGCAGAAACCAUAGGGCAUACAGGGUGAGCGUAGGUAAACUACAACCUCCUGUGGUACCUUUCAUGCCUUUGCUGUUGAAAGAUAUGACGUUUACACACGAAGGGAACAAAACGUCGCUAGAUGGACUGGUGAACUUCGAAAAAAUGCACAUGCUUGCUCAAACGAUGAGGACCAUUAGAUUUUGUAGAAGUAGACAUUUAGUUUUGGAUCCACCGUCACCCAAAAGCGAAGGCGAAGUGAAAUCGUACAUUUCCUGCUUGAGGGUCAUCGACAACCAGCGAAUUUUAACGGGCAUGUCCCAGAAAUUGGAACCGCGGAGAUCUUAAAUUAGUAUCUAAUGUAUAUCCAUUUCGAAUACAUAUUUAUCUAUUA